AUGCGUGUGAACAUGCAACCUUUCUAUUAAAACAUCUGUAGUUUUCAUUCAUUGUGUCAAUUUCUUCCCCCCCUUAAUCUUCAGCUAUCCAUUGUGUUAUCUUUAUCCAUGGAGUCUGCAGUUUCUUGGUGGUUCCAGUCUUCUAAUAACUCGUGGAUUCUUAUAUUCUUAUCUAUAAUCAUGAUUAUCUUUUUAGCCCUUUUCAUACUGAAGAAAAGGGUAUAUUGUAACUGUGAGACUUGUCAAACUUACAUUAAUUCAAGUUGGAAAAUCCAAUUUGAUAACCUCUGUGAUUGGUACACUCAUUUGCUUCAAAAAUCUCCCACUCGCACGAUUCAUAUUCAUGUUCUUGGUAAUACUAUAACAGCAAAUCCCGACAACGUAGAAUAUAUGCUAAAAACCAGGUUUGAUAAUUUCCCAAAAGGAAAACCUUUUUCGGCAAUCUUGGGUGAUUUCUUGGGCAGAGGCAUAUUCAACGUGGAUGGAGAUUUGUGGAGGUUUCAAAGAAAAAUGACCAGUCUUGAACUUGGUCGUGUUUCAGUUCAAAAAUACGCUUUUGAAGUUGUUCAUCACGAGAUUGAUGAACGGCUGUUACCCCUUUUAGCAUCUGUCGCAGGUAAAGAAGAUGGAAUAUUGGAUUUACAAGACAUUUUUAAAAGAUUUUCCUUUGAUAGUAUUUGCAGAGUUUCAUUUGGGUUGGACCCAAAGUGUCUUCAUCUAUCCCUCCCAAUAACAAAAUUCGCAGCCGCCUUCGACCUAGCAUCGAAGCUGUCGGCCGAAAGAGCCAUGACGGCAUCGCCACUUCUUUGGAAGAUGAAGAGGUUGUUCAAUAUUGGAAGCGAGAAAAAACUCCGUCACGCAAUAGAGAAAAUCAACUUGUUAGCUCAUGAAGUCAUUAGGCAAAGGCGAAAAUUCAGGUUUUCCGAGGAGAAAGAUCUUCUUUCAAGAUUUAUGGGCACUAUAAGUGAUGAAAAGUACCUUAGGGAUAUUGUGAUAAGCUUCCUCUUGGCUGGCCGUGAUACGGUGGCAUCAGCCUUGACGUGCUUUUUCUGGGUGAUGGCAAAGCACCCCGAGGUGGAGGCAGCUAUUCUGGUCGAGGCUGAUCGAGUAAUUGGCCAAAACGAAGAACUCACAAGCUACAAGCAACUCAAAGAACUUCACUAUUUGCGUGCAGCAGUAUAUGAGAGCAUGAGAUUGUAUCCACCAAUCCAAUUUGAUUCAAAAUUCUGUUUAGAAGACGAUAUUUUGUCAGAUGGUACUUCCGUGAAAAAGGGCACUAGGGUUACUUACCAUCCCUAUGCAAUGGGCAGAAUGGAAGAGAUUUGGGGGUCAGAUUGCUUGGAAUUCAAGCCAGAAAGAUGGUUGAAGGACGAAGGCGUUUUCUUUCAAGAAAAUCCUUUUAAGUACCCAGUUUUUCAAGCUGGAGUUAGGGUCUGUUUAGGUAAAGAAAUGGCACUUGUGGAGCUCAAAAGUGUUGCACUUUCAUUGCUGAGGAGGUUUCGUAUUGAACUAGCCCAACCGCAGACCACUCCGAAGUUCUCUCCAGGCCUCACUGCCACUUUUAAGGGCGGUGUGCCGGUCUUGGUCCGACAACGUCCGGCUCUAUCCUAGUACACUUCAAGGAUUAGUGAACAGCAUCCAGCAAUUCUUCAUUAAUACUGUCUAUUGAUUCAAGCAUGCCCAUUUCUACAAACCUUAAAUUAAGGUGAUCCAUGAGUAGAAAAUAGUAUGAUUUCAAUAUCAAGAUGCCAUAUAAUUGUUAUUGCUUAUUAGUAAUUUUUAGUGUUGUUUUCUCGUGCAUAGAUUGGUUUUGCAAUUGCCCACUGGUGCUGUACAUCUGGAUGUGCAUAUGAACUUGUAGAUGUGCAUUAAAUGUACGGAAAUGUGCAUAUAUAAUAUAAGAUGUAUAAUGGUAUCAAAAUUUGUGGAAAUUCCAAAUAUUUAAAACUUUUAUUAAUU
Messenger RNA from Olea europaea var. sylvestris, 1959 nucleotides. RefSeq names its product cytochrome P450 94C1-like. The transcript has a single exon. Gene Ontology annotation, molecular function: monooxygenase activity; oxidoreductase activity, acting on paired donors, with incorporation or reduction of molecular oxygen; heme binding. NCBI's taxonomy places the organism in Eukaryota, Viridiplantae, Streptophyta, Magnoliopsida, Lamiales, Oleaceae. The record is from RefSeq and is a predicted model, not a curated record. Bases 109 to 1611 code for a protein of 500 amino acids.